AUGAGUUCGACUAAUGUAAUAAUGAAAGAAAACAGCAACACUGAAGUGAACUCAGUAAAGUCUCCUAGAACUACCACAGCACCCGUCAAACCCCGGAUUCCGUUCAGUGGUGCUGUUAAAUUAUCAGGUUCAAACACGCAAAAGACAACUCCAGGUACCAAAAAUUCCAUUGGAACCAAAGAACCAACAAAAACUUUAACAAAAACUUCCACACAAACUACAAAAUCGUCUUCCCCUAAUAAAGUUUCACCAAUAACUUCAAAAUCGACUCGUGUCAAAAAUAACACUAAUGAUCCGACGCGUCGAACCUCAAAUGGUCUAAAUAUUUCAAAUCCCCGUGUUCCACAAGUCGUACCUAAAGUAUCCUCUAGUAAAUCAUUAGCAAACGAAUCCUCUCCAAAAGCAUCCACCACCAUUAAAUCCCCAACCAUAACUCCUCGUAAAACACAUCGUUCCACUAAAAGCAUGCCUCCUCGGAUAAACACAACAAAUGCUUCAAAUAAUAAUUCACCACCAUCUCCCAUUAAAAAACGACGGCCAUCUCAACCUGAACUGACACAGAACCCUACUUCAUUUAAAUCCCCUAUUGACCUGUCCCAUGUAAAAUCACGUGUAGGAUCUCUGGACAAUAUUUCCUAUACUCCAAAAAGCGCCAGCAACGGUGAGAAGAAGAAGGUCUUUUCCAAAAAGGCGGAUUAUUCUAACGUGAAAUCACGUGUCGGCUCCCUUGAUAAUAUUAAGUAUACGCCAAAAGGUGGUGGCACAAGUAAAAGAGUUUCUUCUAGUAAUAGCUCUGAUAUUGAAUUUUCUUCUGCUUCAUCAACUUCUGACAUCUCAUCUCGAAAUGAUCCAAAAAUCGACAAUGUUAAAUCUUCUAUCAAUCGCGAUAAUAAUAAUGAAAAAAAUAAAGGCGGAGAUGUGAAGAUUUUCUCAAAGAAACCUAAAUUCACGUCAGUGCAAUCGAAAGUCAGCUCUCGUGAGAAUAUUAACUUCGUUCCAAAAAGAAAAAGCAAUCCUCAAGUCUUUACGUCAAAAUUAGAUCUCAAGAACGUGAAAUCGCGAGUUGGUUCUCUUGAUAACAUUAAAUAUGUUCCGGGUGGUGGCGACGUAGUUAUUUACAGUGAAAAACUGAAAUUCCGCGAAAAAGCAACGCCAAAAAUUGAUGCUGGAGUCUCUAAAAAUAGCGCCGAUAAUACUUCUUUCUUGGAAGACGAUCGGUUAAAUGCUAUCCUAAGCCCUAGCCCAAUUUCAUCUAUUGCUUCGGAAGAUGUCCCCGAAAUUAACAGCCCACCUGAGGAAUUGAUGAUUCCAACGCCAUUCCGAGUUGCUUUAUCUCCCAUUGCUGAAAUAUUACAAUCGUCACAAGAAGAGGACGAGUCGGAAUAUCAACAAUCAAUUGCUCAAUUGAUCUCACAUUCAGAUGCAUCCCAAAUCUCUCCGGAUAUUGAAAAUAAAACUGCUGUAGUAAAAGGAAAGCCAGCGCCAAUAAGUGAAGAGAAAUUCGAUAAACCGGUAGACUCGAUUACAACAAUUGAAGAACCACAACAACCAUCAUCAUCAUCAACAAUAAAAAGAGAGACGCCUCAAUCGAUUAAAGCAAAGAUCGCAGCUUUGGAAGCAAAGAAUGCAGAAAUUGCAGCACGAAAAUUGGCAGCCAAAGAGAAAUUAAAAGCUGCAGCUUUCGCAACAAAAACCAAAGCAGUUAAUGAUGACGAAGAAAAUUAUCGCGACUUUGUGCAAAAAUUUCAACAAGAAUUUGAGUGUCCUCAAGAUGACGCGGAUAUCAUUUACGCCAUUAAUAAUGAAGAGGAUUCUGAUCUUAAUUUUGAGGUUAACGUCUUACGUAAAUCGCGAUUAUUGUCUGAAUCUAAUAAUCGGGAAGUGGAAUCUCUUUAUAUUCCUGAAAUACCGCCAUUAGCAAUUCAAGUUCCACCUGAAGGCAAUCAAAUUCCUGUUGUACCCGAGUUGACAUUAGCACAGAAACGUGCAUAUGACUCUUCAUGGAUUUAA
Ambispora leptoticha is the source of this 2010-nucleotide messenger RNA. NCBI's taxonomy places the organism in Eukaryota, Fungi, Glomeromycota, Glomeromycetes, Archaeosporales, Ambisporaceae. The record is from the annotation of a GenBank genome assembly.